UCGCCACGCUUCGGGUUUCGCCCUCCGCCUCGCCGCGCCUUCCCCGCCUCGGACGGGCGGGGCCCCGACCCAGCAUCUGGUGGACUGUUUUUACUUAAUUGGUCAUUGUUAUCUUAAUAAGCAUGGAGAUAAGAUUAGAAGUUUUAACAUCAACAAGUAUUAAGCAGAAAAAGCCCUGGCCACGAGUCUCCUGGUUGGGACAGGAAAAUGAAGCUGUUUUUCUUUUGGAUGAUAAAUUCAUAAAUGAAAUUAAUUUGCUGUCAGGAAGAACAAAGAAGAAAAUUCCUUGUCUGCAGCCUUUACUGAAGGAUGUUAUUGUCCUAACAACAUCCAGUAAUGAUGCCUGGCUGGCUGGGGUACUCACUACAGGGGAGCUUUUUCUUUGGAACAAAGAUCAAGAUUGCUUGAAAACUAUACAGACAACUGAAGAGCCUAAGAAAAUGAUUCAAGUUGCAGUAGCAAGCUCCUUGAGACUGUACUUGUAUGUAUCUGGAAAUGGGAAAAGAGUUCUGCUUAUAACUCCUUCUGGAUGCAUAUUUCUUUGGGAAUAUUUGGAAUUCAAGAAUAUCUUCUCUUCUAAAAGCCCUUCAUUGGUAGGCCAGUGGUCCCAGAUCAUACCUGAAGAAGCAGUUCAUUUGCCUUCUAAAGAAGAUAAAGAAGCUGUAGUGCAUGCUGUUUUUAUAAAAAAUGAGUUAUUUGGAGAUUGCUGCUUGUGUUCGUUUACUUUUUAUUCUGGAGAACGUCUGAAGUUGACAUUUCUAGCAAUUCGGUGGCAUGAAAAUGUAUUUACACCUAUAAGAUCAUUGCCAUACCAUGUUCAUUGGGCACAACAAAACUGCCUUCUGUGCAGUCUGGUUCCUAAAUGUGCAUCAGUAAAGUCAAGAGGAGCUCUACUUUCUGCCUUUUCAAGAGAUGGUGUUACCCUGGCAGUAACUCUUAAUCAGAAAGACCCAAAGGCAACUCAGGUAUUGUUUAUAAACACACUGAAUUUUGUUACUCUCUGUGGUAGCCUGAGAGGAUGUAGUAAUAAGAAUCCUGUGGUCCCAGCUACACUUAUCAGACCUCAGCAGUUUACAUUUCAAGAUUCAAAUAAUUCUGUAGAUUCAUCAGCUUCUGAUAGUGACCCUAUGAGACAGAGAUUUUCUAUAAAAGCACACUCACGGUUACCCUACCUCAUUAUUUCUGAUGGAUACAUGGUCACAACCCUUCGAUUUGUUGAUAACCUGUCACCAUCAGUGCUCAUGAGAUCACUUCUACUUGAUUCAACCCAGAGGCUUGAGAAAACAUACCAAAGUAUGAUAUUGUCUAAGCCAAAAGGCAAAGGGCUGAACUUGCGAUCACUGGAUUCCCUGAGAUGUAGCCUGUUAAAACACCAAGGAAAUAAAAGUUUAGCUGAUUCUACUGUCCCCAGAUUCUUACAGGCAGAAGAAACAAUGAAGUUAAAUGAAAAAACAACAGAUUUCCAGGAUUUUGAAGCAGAAGAAACUAAUGAAGGCAAACACUUUCCAGACAACUUAUUCUCACUUUGGAACCAAAAAAAUGAUCCAUUGUUCAGUAGUGUCAAGGAGGGAAGAUUGGAAUUUGCGUCUAUGUUUGAUACAAUACAUGCAAAGGAUAAUAUCAAGGAGACAGAUAAAACCGUUACAGAACUGCAUUCUGUUCAGAAAAAUCUCCUUGCAGCAUGGGCUAUCGGAAUUUCAAAAAAUGUGACAGAAAAAAAUGUAAUGUUAAAUUACACAGUUGUUUGUAUCACUCAUUUUUUCUACAUUCUUCAAUUUAUAAAAUGUCCUUUCCCCAAACUAGAUCCUUUUUUAAGCAAGAGCACAAGACAGAAUGCAUGGGUACUUUGUAUCUUUCAACUUUUUCAUCAGUGUUUAUCAAUGCAGUAUUGGGAUAUGAGAUACAAACAAGAUGUGGGACAUUUGGUAAAGCUGACCUCAAAUACUAUAAAGCUUUUGCUGACUCAGCAACAACAGGGUCAGUUAUUUUCAGAGAAGCUUUUGGCUUGUUUUCAUUUACUUAAAAUGGUAGCUGAUAAUUUAAAUGGCAUAUACAUUCUUCAGCCUGAAGUUACUUCAGCAUCUGUUGAUGGAAGUAGAACAGCAGAUCAAGACAAAUUGGUGGUACCCAUUUUUCAAAUGUUUCAAUAUAGUGAUUCUCAGGAAAACUGGUCUUGGGACUCAUCUUUCAAGAUUCGUCCUCAAGUAGUAAAUCUUGCUCAGCGACCAGGACACAGAUUGAUUGUUCUCUGGAGAGUGUUGUACAAAAACACUGUAUGGUAUCAAACACAAUUAAGUCGAAGACUUCCUGAAGGUGACCGACAGUUAACUGAAAAGAUGACACGGGAAGCAUCUACUGUCAAGGCUCUGUUAUGUCAUAUACAGGCUAACCUACAGACUGCUGGAGUUCACUUGAACCAAGCCUUAGAACUUCAGUCUAUCCAUGGUGAAGAGUGUUUCCUGUUAGGAUCAUAUGAAAAAUCUGUUCAACUGUGGAGGAAAGCUCUGCAAGAAACUCAAGAGAAAGGAGGAAGAAGAACAUGUUUUCUUCAGAUACGCUAUUAUCUUUCUCUUUUAUACUGCUACCUCUAUAGCUAUAAUUUAAAUGAUGCUCAAGGAUUGUGUGAUCACCUAGUAAGAGAAAUUUUGAGGUGGUCCCACCUACCUGUGAAAGAAAAUGAGGAUUGUUCAGUUCCUGAGAAGUCUCACUGUGAGUUUGGAAUGACUAGAAAUGUUGUUCCUGAAGCGGCAGUGACGGUUAUCCAGUCCAUGGCUCGUUUCAUGGCUGCCUAUUUCGCCAAUCAGCUGCUUUACAUUUUGCCACCUCACAACGUGAAUGUUCUUCCUCCCCUUCAUGUUAAAACAGAACAGUGCCUUCGACUUAUUCCUCUACAACACUCUGAAGUGGCUAGUGUUGUAAGAGAUCAGAAUCUUUCUGAUGUGUGGACAGUUGAAUAUGCCUUUGAAUUAUUACUUAUUGGAGGCCUAGUUCCAGAGGCUGUGUGGUUGGCACAUAAACUUGGAGACUGGAAGACAUCUGUUUCCAUUGGUGUGGCUUUCCAACUGUUCUGUAAACAUGAUAGAAAUUUCAUAAGGUCCAACAAAAAGGGUCUAAAUUUACCAAUAAAUUUGACUCCAGGACAGAUUUUCCAGGAAAAACUGAAGUGUUUUUUAGGUCGGCCAGCCUCUUUUGAAGCAAAAAAUGAAAUGGGCGCAAAAUACAAACAGUUUACAGAUCCCAUUGAAGAAGAAGAUGUAAAUCUGCUAUUUGGUUCAGUGCAAGAAGUACUGAAAGCAGCAGUUAUGGCUGAUGCAGAUAUUCUGUCAGAGACAUUUCAGCUUCUGGUAAAUUCUGCCAAGGACUUCAGUAGAAGGCUGCGGGGCUUAGUGCCGGUUGGCUUGUAUCUUCCGGCUCCUCCAUUGUAUUGUCCUCAGCCAGCUAUUCGCAGUGAAGAAGAUGGUGAUGAUCUUCUUUUAAAAGCUGAGAAAGAGAACCGCCAAAAGGUGUCUGGAAUCCUUCAACGGGUCCUCUUGCUUUUCCGGGCAGCUCGGUGUUCUUUUCCUGUGGCACAGUGGUACAUCUUGCAGUUGAGAUGGGCGAGAAAAGUCAUGCAGAAGGUAGAUAUAACUUUUGUCGUAUUUAUUUUUAGAGAUGCACCAAAUCAUGUGGAAUUAACAUCGAUUGAUAAGUCCAAUGAAAAAAAGAAGAUAUGUAAUCAGAAAGAAAAUCUUGAAAGAAAAGAUCAUGAAAAGUUAUUACAGAAUGCACUUCCUAUAAUAGGUGUUUGGGAAUUUGAACGUGAUGAUGAUGAAUAUAUUAAAUUUCUUGAUCUCUUCUUGAGUUACGUUCUUGAAAGAGACCUACUUGAUUCCAAGGAUCCUGGCAUUCCAUUUCUAACCAGUUUUUCUGGACAUCUUAGAGAACACGAACUUAAUUCUUUACUUUUUGAUGUACAUACAACAUUAAAACGACGUCAAGGCAAAACCAAAAGCCAGAAUGUGUUUAGAGCUGGCUCCUGCUUUGUUGCUUCUGAGUCAUAUGAGUCUGAAAAGUCAGAAAACCAAGCACUUUCAGCUUCAGUACCAGUUACUCAAGAAAUCUGGCCAUUUUUAGAGAAUCCUUUGAAUGAAGUCGAUAAAAAGGAAGGGACAAGUGGAUUGUUUGGUUUAAAACAAAAGUCAGUUUAUAGACUACAAGAUGACAGUUCAGAGAAACCUGUAAUCCAGAGAUUGUCAAACCAUAUUUUUUGGACUCCCAAGUCCAACAAAACUAGAAGAUGUAUUUUUAAAGCAAUUCAGUGCAAUGAUGUUAACCCUCAAGAAGAUCUUCCUCUAGUACUAAACAACACAUUUAGCAGUAUAAGAAGGCUGCUGGAAUGGAUGAUAAGGUGGUCUAAUAAAAGACUGCUCUGUGAUCCUAGUCUCACUGAGUUAUCCUGUGAAUAUAGUCCCAUCAUUCAUGUAAAGACCUCUACAGCUGCCAUUCUUACAUCAUUGUGGCUUUUGGAACAACCAUAUUUUGCUACAUAUAAGGCAAAAAAUGCCAUUUUUAAGGUGCUAGAGAAUCAUUACUGUCAGUCUCAGAGUGGACCCAACAUUGAAAGUGAUUGCAAAACAGAUGCUGGCUGUUCUUUUGCAGUAUCCACUCAAGGUGGGACUGAGGAAAGAAAUGAUCAAAAUGAGUCUCAUCAAAGUAUCUUGAAAAUGCCAACUGAAGCAUAUAAUCCUGAAAUAAAAGAAACCAAAGAUGAGAUUAUUUCUGUUACUGAUGAUACUGAAAAAGAACUUAUAGAUAUUGAUGAGGAUCUUUUAGAAGUAGAAACAUUUAACCAAGAGGAAAUGGAAAUAUACCUAUCAGACUAUGAAGAAGGUACCAAAGAACCUGUUGGAAGUCUUAAAAGUUCCACUGUUGCCAUUAACAUGCAGACUUUACCACAGCAUUUAGAAGAACAUUCCACAGGAGAGGUUCAGUGUGUAAGGGAAGAACCAUUGAAGACAUGUAUGGAGAAAAAAUCAAGUGAACAGAAAGGUGCACAGAUCUCUGCAUUUAAAGAUAAAUCUUCCUCAGCUCCACCUUUCGUAUCAAAUGGAGUCAGUGUUGCUUCACAAACACCUGGGCCAACACUUCAGCAGACCCAGAGAAAUGAACCCAGGGCUCAAUUGCCAGAUUCUUCAGAUUCUGUUAGGCAGAUGCUCCAAGAUGAAAUGUUUAAAUUAGUUCAGCUGCAACAGAUCAACUUCAUGAGCCUAAUGCAAAUAGUAGGAUCAUCCUUUACUAACCUCCCGGAUAUACAUCAACUUCUACAGCAGCCUCAGCCCGUGCCUUUGGUGGGAAGUCAAGUAUCAAACCCCACAAGAGGGAGUAGUGAUGUUGAUGACACCAGUAGAAAUUUUAAGGAAAGAUCUUUUAUUAAACCACAGUCCAUGGGCGAGUACACCACAGAGCCUGGCAAGAAGAGUCCACACGGCCAUAAAGGAAUUGUGCAGUCUGAUCAGAAUAGUAAUGGAAAUUUACAGAAUGUUCCACAUGGGAGUGUUCCUUUAUGUCAGUUAGAAGGCCUGCCUCCCAACACAGGACUGACUCCAACAUCUCCAAGCUUCCCAACCGCUGCACUGUCACCAGCUCCUACUGGAAACACUCCCCUCCACCUUCUGUCUCCAUCUUCUGCCAUCCUGAAGACACCUGGACUCAUCCCAGCUGCAAAAACUUUCAAACCUGGAGAUGGUUUUCCUUUGCUUCAGUUUCAGGCUAAGCAUGAAUUUAAGUCCCUUUCCUUCCAUACAGGAAGAGUUCCACAGGUUCCCUUCAGGCUCCUGCCGCAGCCAAGAGAGGCGUGGGGAUUAUCAGAUUCCUUCCAGCCUCCUUUGCCACAGAGAACAGUGCACACCACUUCAGUGUCCCAUCUGAGUUUGAGCCACUGUAAUACUGAAGCCAUAAAAAAAGCAGUUGAGCAGAAGAAAUGGCCAGAAACUGUAAUUACAGAAAUCACUAAGCAUGUGAACUUGGAUCAGUAUGUUGGUCAAGAAAACUUGACACCUCAACAGGACUCUUCAGUAUUUAUAAAACCAGGGAAAAUACUUGAUGUUAAGCCAGGACCCCUUGAGAUAUCUCCUCAGAAUUCCUUUGGACUUCCAUUAUUGCACCUGCAACUUAAACCUCCUUAUAUAUUUUCCUCUGCCUCAAGAGCAUCAGUAACAAUUCCCUCAAUACCUACCAGAACUGUAGCAGAAGAAAGAAAAUACCCAAGACUGUCAUUACUUCAUUCAUGCCUAUACCCCAAAAACACGUAUGUUUUUGUAGCAGAGGGUAAAAGUAAUAUUCAAACUGCCUUCUAUAUGGAGUUAUGUGAUAUGCCGAAGCCAGAUUUUCGAUUCAAAGAACAGAGCUCAAAGUCAGCUGCUGCAGAGGAUGAUCCGCUGUGGGAGCCGCUGCAGGAUGUGUCUGCUGCUCGUCCUGCGCAGAGCUCUGCAGCUCGCCGGCUCGAGCAUCUCACCUCUAAGCUUCAGGAAAUUGAUGCACAGAUGUUAGCAAUACAGAACAUUGCUGAAAACAUAGAGCAGGAUUGCCCCAGACACAAAAUGCUAGAUCGACAUUGUGAUACGGUUGAACCUGAAGAUCACAUUGAAUUGUCUUCUGGUCCUGAAUCUGAAAAACCAUUGGCUUCAAAAGCCAUUGGCAUUUCCGAAGUAUGUUUCCUGACUCAUAUGAAUAAGGAGGCUCAAAGUGACAAAGAGGAGACUUCAGAAGCUGAAUUUUCAGUAACAGAAACUCAUUCUAGUCAAAAAACCUGUGUGUUUCCUUCUGCUGAUUCGGCUCUCAGCCUCUUCAGUGACCAGAAUACAACUUCUCCUGUAUUUAGUUUACUUAGAUCCAUAAAGAAUGUAAAAUCAAGUGAUGACCUGUCUGUUAAAUUUCUCAGAAUUCAGCAUUCUUCUGGUAGACGAACACAAAGAACUGAGAAGGAAAGAAGAGAAAUUCAGGUGUGGAUGAAAAGAAAACGCAAGGAAAGAAUGGCAGAGUACUUAAACCAGCUGGCGGAGAAGAGAGGGCAAGAACAUGACCCUUUCUGCCCGAGGAGCAAUCCAUUUUACAUGACUUCACGGGAAAUCAGGCUGAGACAGAAGAUGAAGAACGAGAAGGACAGAUUGCUACUCUCUGACCACUAUAGUCGGCGGAUCUCACAGGCAUAUAGUCUGAUGAAUGAACUGUUAUCUGAUUCAGUACAACUACCAACAACUGCACAGAAAGCCUUGCCUAACAAACCCAGAACUGCUCACAUUUCCCGAGAGCAACACUCUCUUUCUCCAAGAAGAGAGAAUCAAUAUGGUCACAAUAUUCCAAUAAAUCAACCUGGAAAAUUCAAAUAUAUAUCCAGACCAAGUUACAUCCGAAAGGGGAAACCUCAAGGCCCUCCUUGGUCACGUGGAACUGCUACUUCUGCCGUACAGAGGAAAGGUGCUGGAGCCAAAGCGGAAGUAAGAGUGGCUGUGCCAUCUCCAGUUACCUUCCAAAAAGAUUGGCUAUCCCGAACAAAGCCUGGAGAAAUGCACUCCGAUCUGAAGAGAAGAAAAUUACAAGGCCAUCCCUGCAGGAAGCAAGGUUCUGGUGCUCCAUGUCGUCUGCAGUGUACAAAAAAUCACAUUAGUGCUGAGCUUUCACCUCGAUCAAAGCAGGUGUGUAUAGAGUACGAGAGAGAGGAGACCAUGGUGAGUCCCUGGAUGGUACCGUCACACAUCCGAACAAUUCUUCAUGAGAGUCAUAGUUCCCUUCUACAAGACUUGUCAGCAGCUGAAGAAGAGCUAGAGCUUCCUUUCCAUGGCACGGACGGCAUGUCUGAGAGCACCAGCAGCAUCCUCAGCAAGCUUGACUGGAAUGUCGUUGAAGACAUGGUGGCCAGCGUGGAGGAUAAGAGUCUGUCUGUCCACUGGGCCUUGGACCUGUAAGACCCGAGUAUCAUUCUGUUGCCAGACAAAGGCCGGCGCUUCAGUGACAGUAGUUCUGAAAGACUGGUGUGUUUGAAAGAGAAAAGCAGUGAAGGAAGCAAUGUGAAUAUACACCUGCAGCCAUAUUAUUACCCAGAUUAGCCAUUUCAAGAGGGAAAAUAAACACUUCUCAAUAAUUUUGCCUUCAUGGGUAAAGGGUUGUUUAACUAUAGAUCUAUGACAUGCUUUUGCAUUUGAUCUAUCUUUAGACACAAUUUUUUAAAUGAUGAAAAAAUGAAGAGUACCUGUCAAGUUUACAUAAUAUUUAAGAUACUUUCAAAUAAAAAUCUUCUGUUUCGUCUCCUUCUUUACUA
Molecule: messenger RNA, 8296 nt
Organism: Leptonychotes weddellii (Weddell seal)
Lineage: Eukaryota; Metazoa; Chordata; Mammalia; Carnivora; Phocidae
Source: RefSeq, a predicted model, not a curated record